AUGAGUUCGUCAGUAGGGCCAGCGGAGCGCGAGAGGCGGCCCACGGCGAAGAUCCUCGUGUGCAAGGACUACGCGCGCGGCCGCUGCUCGCGGAGCGACUGUCGCUUCGCACAUACGUCUAGUACUCUCGGCGUGGAGCCCUCGGACGAAGGGGACGUGGUGUCUGUGUGCAACGACUUCUUGCGAUCACGCUGCGCGCGCGCUACGUCGUGUCGGUACUUCCACCCACCGCCGCAUCUAGUCAGUUCGCUGGCGAGCAAGGUGGGCAUUACGCUGCCCGGCGACGUCGCGGACAUGCUCCCGCAGCAGCCCUUCCUGCCCGCGCCCGCGCCCGCUUUCCCCGACAUGUACUCCGCACCCUCCGCGUAUCUCGCCGCGGCCUACCCGCCCAUGGCUCCCGCAGGCCGCCCCUUCACUCGUCCCGCGCUCGAGGUGUGUCGCGAUUUCCUCAAGGGGCGGUGCACGCGAGAGGCAUCAGUGUGCCGCUACGCGCACACCAACCCCAAUGCGGGCGACGGCAACCUUGUCACGGUGUGUCAGGACUUUCUGAAGAACCGCUGCGAGCGCGCCAGCUGCCGCUACUACCACCCUGAGGAGAACCUGCGCUCGCGCAUCAAGGAUGUACCGGUGAGUCGGCCGGGGCAGGGCAUGGAGAUGGAUCCGUACCAGGCAGCGUACAGCGCCUAUGCCGUCGCCAGCAUGUACGAGAACCAGGCAGCGGCGGCCAAGAGAAUGAGGAUGGAGGAGGGAGGGGCGCCGGGAGCGGGCAAUGCAGCAGCGGUGGCAUCUCUGGGCGGGGACGAUGACAGAGCGCGCAAGUCUGGCCUAGACGUGCCGAUGCCGUACUACUCCGCACUGCCGCCCAUGUACGGGUCACCAGCCAUGCACCAGCUGCCCAUGGGAGGCGGCUACCUCCCUGCGCCCUUCUACCCCGGCCAACACCCACGAGCGGCAGUAGCGCAGGACCGGCUGCCGGUGUGUCGGGACUUCAUCAACGGCAAGUGUGUGCGCGGGGCGUGCCGCUACGUGCACCCCGACGAGCACGUGCAGGUGCAAGCACACACUGCACUACACACCUCCUUUUAUGCACGCUGGGGGGGCUGUGACUUGUGGGCUUGA
Closterium sp. Yama58-4 is the source of this 1119-nucleotide messenger RNA. NCBI's taxonomy places the organism in Eukaryota, Viridiplantae, Streptophyta, Zygnematophyceae, Desmidiales, Closteriaceae. The record is from the annotation of a GenBank genome assembly.